AUGUCUUACACCGUUUACACGGCUGAAUAUUUGGGCUCCCCAAACCACGUUGGCCUCUUUGUCGAGACAAGCAGUGACGGUUCUGGUCAAAUUUACCACGUCGUUGGGACUAUCCUUAACGGAAUGAUAUAUGAGAAUAAACUUGGGAAAAAGCCCGAGGAUUCGGUAUCUUUCGUGCCUGGCUCGAAGAAGGUCGUUGGUAGAAUUGGCCAGGCAGAUAUGGGGAAGCUGGACAGUCUAUGUCGAUCUAUUCCACCUCCUGCACGCCAGGUGAUGCUGAAUGGCUCUCGCAUUGACCCCAGCAAGCCACUCCGUCGCUGUGGGGAAUGGGUUGAAGAAGUCAAGACAGCAGCUCGAAGCAAUGGGUUAAUCUAUCAAUAG
Messenger RNA from Pseudogymnoascus destructans, 381 nucleotides. RefSeq lists its product as uncharacterized. The coding region runs from base 1 to 381 and encodes 126 amino acids. The transcript has a single exon. NCBI's taxonomy places the organism in Eukaryota, Fungi, Ascomycota, Leotiomycetes, Thelebolales, Thelebolaceae. The record is from RefSeq and is a predicted model, not a curated record.